Molecule: messenger RNA, 3748 nt
Organism: Lates calcarifer (barramundi perch)
Lineage: Eukaryota; Metazoa; Chordata; Actinopteri; Centropomidae
Gene: tmsb4x
Product: thymosin beta 4 X-linked
Exons: 2
Coding region: 394-3507 (1037 amino acids)
Biological process (GO): canonical NF-kappaB signal transduction; toll-like receptor signaling pathway; defense response to virus
Cellular component (GO): plasma membrane
Molecular function (GO): protein binding; pattern recognition receptor activity
Source: RefSeq, a predicted model, not a curated record
UUCUGAAUGUACUUCUGUACAUGAAUUACACUGUGUGAAUAUCUCACCAUUUAAAUGUAUGCUAAAGAUAUAAUUGUGAUAUCAAUGACCAAUCAUGUGCUAAUUUUGAAUUUACUGGAACUGGCUGGCACUCUCUGCCAACUCCACAGAGGAUCAGAAUUGAAACUGCCAACAAAUCAUGAAAGAGAGAAAUGAAACAGAUGUACUUCUUCAUUUCAAACACUACUUCUGUCCGGUAGUGUCUGUAGUUCUGUGAAGCUGUCAAUUUGUUGCUUUGUUUGACUUCAGCAACAGGGGGACCUUUUAAAUGUAUAUUGUAUAUGAAAAUUAAGAGAAUACAGAUUAAGUAGGCUAUUUUAUUUUUUGAUUUCAAGUGCAGGAACUUCAAGGAACAUGAAGGAUCAAUAUAAUACAUGCACAAUGACCAUCACAUGUUGGAUGCACUUGCUGCUGUUCUGUCUGUACUGCCAGUAUGAGAUCCAGCCUGCUGCAUGUAAACCUGAGUGGAUGCUACCACAGUUCCCUUGUGAUGUGACCUCCUAUAAUACCUCUAUGGUCAUUUUUGACUGUAGAGGGCGUCAUCUGGAUAGUGUACCUUCUGGCAUAACUAGCAAUGCAACUGAGCUUGACUUAUCAGAAAAUUACAUUACAAAUAUUUCAGUGAAGUCAUUUUCUAAUUUGCGGAAUCUGACUAAACUCGAUCUCAGCUGGGCAAACAAGAACCACGCAGUGAACAUUGUUGCAAAUGUUUUCAAAAAUCUGACAAAACUGAAUCAUCUGAGUCUGACUGGCAAUUGUCUGAAUGAAACUCCCAGCAAUCUCCCUCGCAGUGUGGAAAUCCUUGAGCUGAACAAUAACAAGAUUAUAUUGUUGGAUAACAGUUCAUUUGCUGGCUUAACAAAUGUGAAAAAACUGUGGUUAUCCAAAAACUGCUACUUCUGGAAUCCGUGUUGGAGAACUAUGAUUGUUAUGGACGGCAGUUUUGCAGUUAUGACCAAACUGGAGGCUCUGGAUUUGUCCUUUAACAACUUAACCCGUGUUCCCACAGGAUUACCUCCAUCAUUAACAAUGUUAAUGCUGGGUUCUAACAAAAUACCCUACAUAUCUGAAGAUGAUUUCCAUGGAUUACAUAAUUUAAAAAUCCUAAAAAUACAAGGGAACUGUCCAAGAUGUCAAAAUGCUCCAUAUCCCUGUGUGCCUUGCCAAAAGACUUCUCUUAGCAUCCAUCCUUAUGCAUUUCACAAUCUAACACAGCUUGAGACACUGCACCUGGGAGGAAACUCAUUGACCUACCUGAAUGCUUCCUGGUUUGAGAGGUUGAAUAAGCUUAAACAACUGUUCCUGUCAUUUAACUUCUUGCAAAAAGCAAUUACUGGAGAAGCUAAAUUUCUAACAUACGUUACCAAGCUAGAAAAGAUUGAUCUCUCUUUUAACUUUGCUCUCAAGCUCUACCCUACAACAUUAUAUCUUUCAAAAAACUUUGCAAAACUCCAGUCACUGAGAACUUUGCAUUUGGAAGGUUUGGUGUUCCAGACUAUUGUACAAGACACACUCAGCCCUCUGUACGGGCUCCGGAAUCUGUCUGCGCUGAAUUUAGGGACUAACUUCAUUAUUAAAUCUGAUUCCAAAAUUUUCAGCAAAUUCCAACAGCUGAAAAUGAUAUACCUUGCAGAAAACAGGCUAUAUCCCAGUCCAGUGAAAAGUAUCGCUAAUCCGAGUGAUGGAUUCCAUCAGCGCUUGGACCUUUCUAUUUCACCUUACAUAAAACCACAUACAGACUUUGCUUACGAUGUAUCACAUAGUCUUAUCAAGCAAGAGUGCUUUGACUCUGGUCGAGUGCUAAUCCUCAGCUCAAAUAAUCUGUUCUUCAUUUCUCCAAAACAAUUUGAGGGCUAUGGAAAUAUUGCAUGUCUCAACCUCUCAGGAAACGGAUUUUCGGCAGCACUUAAUGGCACAGAGUUUUCUUCACUGCCUAAUCUGACCUACCUGGACCUGUCAUUCAAUAAAAUAGAUCUUGCAUAUGACAAUGCCUUCAUAGAACUACAGAAACUAAAAGUACUAGACCUCAGUUAUAAUCCGCACUACUUCAAAUCAUACGGGGUAACACAUAAUUUGAAUUUCAUGAAAAAUCUGCCUGCUCUGAGAGUGCUGAAUAUGAGUCAUAACGCAAUUUCCAUCUUAACAACAAAACAGAUGCACAGCAAAUCAUUAUCUGAACUUCAGUUUACAGAUAAUAAUCUUGGGACUCUUUGGAAAGAGAGAGAUGGCUCAUAUGAGAUGCUUUUUACUAAUCUUACUAAUCUGACAAUUUUAGAUAUAUCCCAAAACAGAAUAACAAAGAUUCCAGAUAAUGUUUAUGAACGUUUGCCACAUAAUCUCACCAAACUACGCAUAAGCGGUAACUCCCUCACUGAUUUUAAAUGGAACAGACUGAAGUGUUUUCAUCAACUUCAAAUUUUAGACCUGAGUUUUAAUUCUUUAUCUCAUGUGAAAGGUAUAAACUCAAACAUCACCCAAAGUUUGACUUUCCUUGAUCUGAGUCAUAACCACAUUUUCCACUUGGAUGAUGGAUUUAUAAAGGGUCCGAAAAGCCUUACAACUCUUAGCCUUAGCAACAAUAAACUGACCACAAUCAAUCAAUCUACCCUCCUGUCAAUAUCAAAUAAUCAGAUUAAGACUUUGUUCUUGCAGCAAAACCCAUUCCAGUGUACCUGUUAUUCAUUUGAGUUCAUUCUGUGGAUUGAAAAUAGUAAUGUAAAGAUCCCGAGACUGACCACUAAGGUGAAAUGUGCCACACCAGAAAACCAGAAGGGUAGAGCACUAAUAUACUUUGACAUUAACCAGUGUGUUAAUGACAGUCAGGCAUUCCAGAUCUACAUUCUUAUCACUUCCUUUAUUUUUGCUUUUAUGUUUGUGACAACUGUUGCUCACUUAUUUUACUGGGAUGCUUCAUAUGUCGUACACUUUAUGAAAGCUAGGUUAAAGGGAUACAGAUCCUUGAACUCACCAGAGAGUGUUUAUGAUGUCUUUGUGACUUAUGACACCAGAGAUCCACAUGUCUCUGAGUGGGUGAUGAAAAAUCUGCGGGUGAAACUGGAAGAGGAAGGAGAGACACAUCUCCCUUUAUGUCUGGAGGAGAGGGAUUGGCCCCUAGGAGUCCCCCUGGUGGACAACCUCACUCAGAGCAUCCAAUACAGUCGCAAAACCCUUUUUGUCUUAACAGAGGGCUACGUUAAGACUGGGGUUUUCAAGCUAGCAAUGUAUCUGGCCCAUCAAAGACUGCUGGAUGAAAAUGUGGAUGUGAUUGUGCUGCUGAUGCUAGAGCCCGUCCUACAGCACUCUCACUUCCUCCGUCUGAGGAGGAGGCUGUGUGAGAAAAGUGUUGUAGAGUGGCCGAGAGCAGCAGCUGCAGAGGCUUGGUUUUGGCAAAAUCUGCGGAGUGUUGUCAGAGUAGACAAUCAGAUUAUGUACAACAAGACUUAUUCAAAGUACUUCACCAACAAGUGAAACAGGACAAAGAUCAAUGCUGACUGUCCGGGAAUGAUUUAUACAUAUGUGAAGAGUAACAUCUGUAACUUGUUUUUAAACCACUGUCCUAUAGCAAUGCUGGUUUGGUUCUUCACACUAUUAUCAUUCUGCCUGACAAGAAUACAAGACGACGGAAGAUAUGAUUCCUUAAGUUUUGUAGUAUGUUAAAGCUACAAUGCUUCUGAAUCUCUUGUACAUUAAUAAAUCUGUUAAUUCAAAA